AUGGGCGGCCAGGCUGAAGGCCUGUUUCCCGGAGGUGGCGGAGACGGAAUUUUGAGACUUCGCAAUCGGGCACUGCAGCCCGUCUUCACUAUGCUGGAAGCAGGACCACCACAACCACAAGCCGCCGCCGCGGUGACUACCGUGGUCUGCCCCGGCCCGUUGCGUCAACGCGACCCACCAAUCUUCAGCGGUACCGAAGACCAUGACGUAGAAGACUGGCUCGCUGUCUACGACCGGAUCAAGGAGUUCUUCUGUAAAGAGGUGGCUCAUCAGCUUUCUCUGAUUCCACUUACACAGGGCCAGUCGAGUUCUCCGUUGGCGCCGGCUCUCCAAUCUGUCAUCAUAGAGCAGAAUGGUAGCAAGAUCGACGCCGUUCUCGACGCCGACGGUGGCAGAAGGGACCGAAAGAGGAUCCGAUGCGUCACUUAUGGCGACGUAGAAGCCGCGCUUUACAAGUGGUUCGUGGACGCGCGAUUGAAGAACAUCCCGCUCAGUGGACCCAUCAUUCUGGCGAAGGCCAAGGACUUGGGCUUCGCUCUCGGCCACGAAGACUUGCAGCUAGGAAAUGGGUGGCUCCAGAGAUUCAAGGACAGGCACAACAUCACAUGCAAAAACAUCGUCAGGGAGGCCGCGUCCGUUGACCAGGGAUCGCUCCAGCAGUGGAUGGCCAAGCACCGCGAUCGUAUCCUUGCGUAUUCCGACAAGGACACCUACAAUGCAGAUGAAACUGGACUAUUUUUCCAACUGCUGCCAUCGAACACUCUCGCGGCCAAGACAGACAAGAACCCGGCCCUACAACAGUGUCGAACCACCAAGCUCAGUUAA
Messenger RNA from Dermacentor albipictus, 825 nucleotides. Lineage: Eukaryota; Metazoa; Arthropoda; Arachnida; Ixodida; Ixodidae. The record is from RefSeq and is a predicted model, not a curated record.